This is a messenger RNA of Helicoverpa zea (corn earworm), 1895 nucleotides long. RefSeq names its product prolactin-releasing peptide receptor-like (gene NGR-A7). The coding region runs from base 65 to 1387 and encodes 440 amino acids. Gene Ontology annotation, cellular component: neuron projection; plasma membrane. The record is from RefSeq and is a predicted model, not a curated record. Gene Ontology annotation, molecular function: neuropeptide Y receptor activity; neuropeptide binding. Gene Ontology annotation, biological process: G protein-coupled receptor signaling pathway. The transcript has 2 exons. Lineage: Eukaryota; Metazoa; Arthropoda; Insecta; Lepidoptera; Noctuidae.
AAACUCGACGUUUUUAAAGCCAGAAUAAAUUGGUAUCCGCACUUUACGGAGAGGAAACGGUACAAUGAACGGAACCGCUGUAAAUUACACGGAACUAUACAUUAAGGAGAAAUCUCACAACUCGACGCCAGACGGUCUGCCUCCCAUGCACAGCGGCUAUGAGAACAUCAUCGACAACAAAUGGAUACAAUCCACUUUUUGCGUUAUUUACACCAUCAUCUUCGUUCUAGGACUUCUCGGCAACAUCCUCGUAUGCUUCGUGGUCAUCAGGAACAAAGCUAUGCAAACCGUCACUAACCUUUUCAUCAGCAAUUUAGCUCUGUCCGACAUAUUACUUUGCGUGUUUGCCGUUCCCUUCACCCCGCUGUACACGUUCCGCGGCGCGUGGAGUUGGGGCUCCCUCUUAUGUCACAUAAUGCCUUUCGCACAGGGAUGCAGCGUAUACAUAUCCACGUUGACGCUUAUGUCUAUAGCAAUUGAUAGAUUCUUUGUGAUAAUUUACCCGUUCAGGCCACGAAUGAAGAUCGAGACUUGUCUCAUAGUCAUCGUCAUGAUUUGGACGUUCGCGGUGACCGUGACAAUGCCGUAUGCGAUUUUUAUGACGUACUAUGACCUAGAUAUAGGCAGAUUUUGUGAAGAGACGUGGCCGUCGGAGCGGUUGCGGCGAGUGUUCGGCUCAGUGACGUCAGUGUUGCAAUUCGUGCUGCCUUUUAUUGUGAUUGCUUUCUGUUACACGUGCGUCAGUUUCAAAUUGAAUGACAGAGCCAAAGCGAAGGCCGCCAGCAAAAAUUCUCGCAAAGAGGAGCUAGACAAAAAUAGAAAACGACGGACGAAUCAAAUGUUGAUAGCUAUGGUCACUAUAUUUGGAUUGUCGUGGUUACCUUUGAAUGUGAUAAACCUUUGCAAUGACUACUACAUGUACGCCAUUCACUUGAAAUACUACUAUUUGGUGUUCUUUAUGGGACAUGUUAUCGCGAUGUCUUCUACGUGCUACAACCCUUUCAUCUAUGCAUGGAUGAAUGAAAAUUUCAGGAAGGAGUUUAAGCAAUUGAUUCCCUGUAUCGAUUCGUCUGCAAACUUACGGGGUAACAUUCCAUUAGAUCAGUUGGGAGUUGGUCCUUCUGAGAAGACUUUUAAUGGCAAUACGACGACUGAUAGUUACUUGGGCUCUAGUUCCCAGCGGGCGACGUCUUUCCGACACAAAAGGAAGCCUAGCGCGGCCGCCGACGUUGAGAAAAGCGGAGUGGAAUUGAAUGAAGAUUUAUUGAAUGUUGAUGUGAAACAUUGUCAUAUUUCCACGAGCUAUAACCUUAGGCGGGAGUCGGUGAAGCUGAGGCUCAUCAAUGAGGAGUCAUUUGACGGGACGCCGACGCAAAGUCAAUUCUAACAGUUGGUGUCACGGGUGCGACGAUGGAAGCGUUCCCAACUUUGAAAAAGAGAAAUGUAGUUAGUCAUAAGAGUACCCGAUAUUUUUGGAGUGAAUUUAUUUUUUACUGAUAAUAUCUUUAACUAUUGCACAAACGACUACUGAAUUACGCUUAUCAAUUUACUAACCUUUAGAUAUUUAAUAAAAAACAAAUUAUUAUUUUAAUUUUAAAUCAAUUAACACCUCUAUCUUGAUCUAAACUCGCGUCGAUCGCGAUAAUUUUGAAAACGAAUGAAAAUUGGAUGGAUUCGUAAUGUCGUAAAUAGUCCCCAAAUGCCUUUUAUACUGCCAAUAGUGGUGUCCCUAGAACCUGCAUAGGAAUCGGCGAACUCAACCAUGAGAAGUCGAUACUUAAGGAAUUCUAGCCUGAGCCUUUUUGAAGAAUAAAGUAACCAAAUACCAUAAAGCUUUUUGCAGUUUAGGUGUUCUAAAAUACGCGUACAAAGGAACGAUAGGUUGGUAUCUUCAA